Penaeus monodon (black tiger shrimp) is the source of this 2113-nucleotide messenger RNA. RefSeq names its product G2/mitotic-specific cyclin S13-7-like. The transcript is spliced from 7 exons. Gene Ontology annotation, biological process: regulation of cyclin-dependent protein serine/threonine kinase activity; mitotic cell cycle phase transition. Bases 91 to 1284 code for a protein of 397 amino acids. Lineage: Eukaryota; Metazoa; Arthropoda; Malacostraca; Decapoda; Penaeidae. Gene Ontology annotation, molecular function: cyclin-dependent protein serine/threonine kinase regulator activity. The record is from RefSeq and is a predicted model, not a curated record. Gene Ontology annotation, cellular component: cyclin-dependent protein kinase holoenzyme complex; centrosome; cytoplasm.
AGGGGGGUUUGCGAAGGUCUUUUGAAAGAGAGAGAGAGAGAAAGAGAGAGACACACACACGCGAAAACACACUCAAACAAAAACACCAGUAUGGAAGACUACAAGCGGUCACACACAAGCCAAGAGGACGCGAGGGAGGCGACGGAAGACGCUUUGGAGAAGACAACAGCCUCUCACCUCGUCACAGAUACCAUGGACGUGGAAUUACAGGAUCUGCCUUUGGGUCCUCUCGACGACGGUCUCCAGGAUACUCUGCACGAGGACCUUGUAUACGACAAGACCUGCCGACGGUCGUCCUUGGGUGCCGAUUCCCUGUUGGACCAAGAUUUCACUGACGAUGCCGCGCCUCUUGAAGGAGACGCUGCUGGGGGGGGCUCUGUCUUCACGUCCCUCGACACGGUGCUUGGGUACCAGUACGCCGACGAUAUAUAUGCGAUCAAGAAGGCGAUGGAGGAACACUACCAUCCGUAUAACUGCAUGGCGGAUCAGCCCCAGGUAACCGAGUACAUGCGCUGCACUCUGGUCCACUGGCUGAUCAAAGUGAACCACCAGCUCCAGUUCGGUCCCGAGACAGUGUUCCUGGCGGUGAACCUGGCAGACCGGUUCCUCGUGGUGACACCGCUCGCCCAAGACUGUCUGCAGCUCCUGGCAGUUGCGGCCUUGUUCGUGGCGGCGAAGAUGGAGGAGUGCGUGGUUCCAGGCAUCACCGAACUAGUGUCCAUGUGCGCGGGGACGUACCGGCCGCAUCACUUCAGACGCAUGGAGGUCCUUAUUCUCUCGAAACUUGGCUACGCCCUACACAGUCCAACGUGCUGGUACUUUAUUGAUCAUCUUACAUUCAAAGCGACGCAAAUGUGCGGGUUGGAUAGAAACGUGGUGACCGUCGCCCGCCACGUCGCCGAGACCUGCCUGAGUAACUACGAGAUCAGCCAGUUCCUCCCGAGCGUGCAGGCGUCGGCAGCCAUGCAGGUAGCGCUGAGCCUCGUGCCCGUGCCCAGCCUGCAGGCCAACACGUGGCAGACGCUACUCUACACGCUGUACACAGAAGCCGAGAAAGGCGACGCGAGAAUCUGUUCCUCUCUCAUGACGCGGUACAUGACCCCGUUCCUGGAGGCCAUCACCUCUGACCUCGGCCCAGGUCAUGAGACGCCGCCCUCGACGCUCCCUUUUUCGCCUCCCGACGACAGAAUGGAAGGGCGAGAUAAAAUGGACGCCCACGCGACAGAAUGGAAGGGCGAGAUAAAAUGGACGCCCACGAUAGAAUGGGCGCUCGCAACCAGAUAGACGCCCAUAAAGACUAAGGAACAGCCAACGAGAAGCACGAAUUUCUAAGCGAAAUUGAAGCAUUUUUUUGUUGAUUAUGCAGGAAAAAAAUAAGCUGGUUGGUUGGUUUGCGUGUGUCUGUUUGCGUUUGCGUGUGGAUAUGUUGUUGGACAAGAGUUUUGUGAUGUUUUCCAUUUUAUUGUUUCGAUUUCGUUUCCCAUUCAGCUCUGUUCGAAAAGGGAUUAGUUAGUCCCUUGCGAUGUACAUUUUCUUUCAUAGUAUGUUGCUUAUAGAAAACGUCGUCUUUUACACAGGAGGUACUAUUGUAAAAAAAUGCGCGAUAUCUCCGUGAUUUUUACCAAACAUAGAAUUUGUUUUCUCGCAACGCCUUAACAUUUAUCACACCUAUAGUUUGUGCUAAAUGUUAUUUACAAUCUUUGACACAACUUGUACUACAUCCUUGCAAAGAUGCAAACGCGUGUUGCGCCCCCUCUUCCGUGCUUGCAACAUUGAACCCGUGACUACGAUGCUUCCAACAAUGCAAUGGCAAAUUCUUUUUACAAUUCACGUCGUUAUUUUGAGCGUUUUGACUUCGUUGUGUUGGUGUCGCCGGUGCAGCUUGAUUCUCUUUUGGAUAGCAUACAGUGGUGUGUCAUGUGUUGAUUCAACGUUUUGGACAAUGUUGUUGCCUUGGACAUAUUACCGCGUUGGCUCGGCCGAGGAAUGCGUGAAGCUAGAGAUUUUUUCCCCCACGUUCAGGCUUUCUCUCUUUUAGUUAGUCUUUUUUCUUCUUCUUUUGCUUUUUUUCCUAUUCAUCCUCUUCUCUUCUUUUUUUUUGAGUGUCGUUUGG